CUCAUAUACAUCUAUCGCAUCAUUUUGUAGAAAAUUACAAAAGAAAUAGUUCUCCGAGUCUUUUGGAUCUUGAGACAUUCCUACUAGGAAUGUUUCUCUCUGUUCCUAGCUUUCAUCUUCAUCCACACACUGCACCGAAACCUCUCCUUACUCACUACCAUCUCCUUUACAAUUUUCACUUUAGUUCUCCCUUACAAUCUCUCUCUCUGCGCAACCCAACAUGGCUUUAGGAAAAGGUAGAAGCAGUAAGCGAUCGUCUGGAACUUCUUAUACAUCCACCGUAACGACAGUGGUCUUUGUAUCAUUGUGUGUUCUGGGUGUGUGGAUGCUUUCCUCCAACUCUCUAGCUCCGCCACAAAACACCACUCGAACUGCCACCGAUGCCGCGACCGCCGGCAAGACCAUCUUCUCUUCCUCCAUUACCGACUCUCGUAACCCUGAACGUACACGUAAAAACCCACGUCCAGUUUUUGAAGACAAUCCUGGUGAUCUCCCCAAUGACGCCAUUCAAUCCGAUGAGCACGAUGAUUCCACAGAAAAUCAGAAGUCUCAGGAUGAUUCUUCGGACUCCACUGAUACGGAAAGUACUGCAAGUGGGACACAGAAUGAAUCGCGGCAAAGUAGCCAUAAUGAUGAAGAAGUGGAGAGAGAAAAUACUGGAUCAGAGACUAGCAACGAUGACAAACAAGAAUCAGAACAAGAACAAGAACAUGGUGCUGACAACGAUGAUCUGAAAGAGAGAGGUUCUGUGGUUGAUGAGAACCCACACGGAUUACAAGGGAAAGAAUCUGAAGAAGAGAAAGAGAAGCAAAAAGCACUUGAGACUCAAACUUCUGAGGAAAGUUCUGUGACUCAAAACCAACAAAUUGAAGAAACAGAAACAGGAACAGAGAAUCAAAGUAUGGCAACGCAUAAAGAUUCGAGAAAUGAAUCAAGAGAUAAUAAAGAAAGCAAUGGAAAGAAAGAGGACUUGGAAGAUAAGGUUCAAGAUGAGAAUCAAACAAGUAGAGAUAGUAAAAACCAUGAGAGUUCUGAGGACACCCAGCAUCAUAUAUCAGAAGAAGAUCAACAGCAACGAUUAGUGCAGCAUCAAGAGCAAGAAGAAGCGCUAAUACAACAACACGAAGGACAACAAGAAGAACAGUCAAAGCAGCAAGAGAGUCAUGGGGCAACAAGUGAUGAUCAAAUAAAACACGAUGAGGAGCCACCCCUGUCCUCAACUGAAAAUCAAACCUCUCAAGAAACAGAGGAGACGAAACACCAUGUCAAAAAUCAUGAAACCCAACACAAAUCUCUGCAGAAUGAUAGUAAAAAUGAGAGUAAUUCGAACCAAGAAACGAAACAAACAGAGAAGAUUUCUGGGUCACAAUCUGGAGAUUCUUUUCCAGGAAAUAGAGAAAUUUGUAGCUAUGCAAUGUGUUAUGCUGUGCCUGAAAUUGCAUGGGGAAAGCAUACUCGGGUUGUAUUGGAUGUUGGGUGUGGGGUUGCCAGCUUUGGGGGUUUCCUCUUUGACAGAGGCGUCCUUGCAAUGUCUUUUGCUCCAAAGGAUGAACACGAGGCUCAAGUUCAAUUUGCUCUAGAAAGAGGCAUACCUGCAAUAUCUGCAGUUAUGGGCUCUCAGAGAUUGCCAUUUCCAAGCAGGGUCUUUGAUCUUGUGCAUUGUGCUCGUUGCAGAGUUCCUUGGCAUGUCGAAGGUGGUGCUCUGCUUUUGGAGUUAAACCGAAUGCUCCGGCCAGGGGGUUAUUUUGUCUGGUCAGCAACUCCUGUUUACCAGAAGCUUGAAGAAGAUGUGGAGAUAUGGAAGGAAAUGUCUGCAUUAACAGUGUCCAUGUGUUGGGAGCUUGUUACCAUCAAGAAGGAUAAACUGAACUCUGUUGGUGCUGCAAUCUACCACAAACCAGAUUCAAAUGAAUGCUAUGAACAAAGAAAGCACAAAAGUCCUCCAAUGUGUAGAACUGAUGAUGAUCCAAAUGCUGCCUGGUAUGUACCUUUGCAGUCAUGCAUGCACAGAGUGCCAACCGAUGAAACUGAGAGAGGGUCCCAAUGGCCAGAGGAGUGGCCGCAUCGACUGCAAACGCCUCCAUACUGGUUAAACAGAACCCAAAUGGGAAUUUAUGGUAAACCAGCCCCAGAUGAUUUUCUAGCAGAUUAUGAACAUUGGAAACAGGUGGUGAGCAAGUCAUAUAUCAGUGGAUUGGGCAUCAGUUGGUCCAACGUCAGAAAUGUUAUGGAUAUGAGAGCUGUCUAUGGGGGGUUUGCUGCGGCAAUGCAGGAUCUCAAAGUGUGGGUCUUGAACGUGGUGAACAUCGAUUCUCCAGAUACACUUCCAAUCAUCUACGAGAGGGGACUUUUUGGGAUAUAUCAUGAUUGGUGUGAAUCCUUCAGCACGUACCCAAGAACAUAUGACCUCCUGCAUGCGGAUCAUCUUUUCUCAAGGCUGAAAAAGAGGUGCAAAAUUGUUCCGGUGAUGGCAGAGGUUGAUCGGAUAGUAAGGCCUGGAGGUAAGUUGAUUGUGCGAGAUGAGUCCAGCACAAUUGGGGAAGUUGAGAACAUCUUGAAGUCUCUGCAUUGGGAGGUUCAUUUAGCCUUCUCCAAAAACCAAGAAGGGAUACUCAGUGCACAGAAGUCUGAGUGGCGGCCCGACUCCUAUGCUGCUCCUUCCUGA
Ilex paraguariensis (yerba mate) is the source of this 2665-nucleotide messenger RNA. Lineage: Eukaryota; Viridiplantae; Streptophyta; Magnoliopsida; Aquifoliales; Aquifoliaceae. The record is from the annotation of a GenBank genome assembly.